AAAGAGACACAGCAUGAGCAGGAGAGGGGCAGAAAGAGAGGGAGACGCAGCAUCAGAAGCAGAGCCCGAUCAAGAAACUUGAUGCAGAAUGGUUUAGCGGCAGAGCUAGGAUCAGCUUGACAGAGCCUGGCCCCGAGGUCCAUGUUUUAAAUCACUAUGCUUAGUCUCCAAGAACCUACAAAAAGUGCGAGCCUUAACCCAAAACCUUGGCAUUCCCCACCUACAUUCCCUAGUGGCCCCAGCUUCAAGGGCAUUCUACCCAUUCCUUUAACAGUUCGCACUCCCCUGCUCUGCCCCAACACCCUCCUAUAUCCCCGUUUUGCAUUCGGCCUUGUGAUCUCAGCUUCAACAUUAUUGCCUAAAUUACAAACUCGAAUGGCAUGCCGUAUUUCUCAGCACUCAACACAAAACCGUAAUUGUGUAUUUCACGGGGAAUUAUUUGCUUCCUGUCUUUUCCGACGAGGUGGUGCUGCCAUCAGACGCCACGUCAGUCCUAUUCAUCAUGUGUUCCCAAUAACUGAAUACCCACCAACCAUUCAAAAAAGAAGGCUUUGGCACAACGGAUACGCUCAAUAAUUUCUGUGGAACGAAUGAAUAAAUACACUCGAGCCUCGUGCUUCCAGGUGUUUAAUACAUGUCUCUGCUCACGAUACUGCCCUCACUACACCCUCAAGUAUCUAGACCCCUGUGGCAUAAUUGCUCCGGCCUGGGAGGAGAAGGAGGUGGAGGAAGAGGAGGAGGAGGAAGAGGAGGAGCCGCCGCGGCCGCCGCCGCCGCUGUCGCCGCCUCCGCCGCCGCCUCGGCUGGAAGCGACGAACCUCCGCCAGGCCGUCCCCCGCGUCAGCCAGGGCGAUGUUCCGGCCCGGGAGGGGGAGGAGGAGGAGCCUCCGCUGCCGCCGCCGUCGCCGCCGCCGCCGCCUACGCUGUCUCCGCCGGCAAGCGAUGUAUCUGCGCCAGGCAGUCCCCCGACCUCCCCGGCCCGAGCCCCGCGGGCCGCCGCGGCCGCCGCCAUGAAGAAACACUUCAAACGCGGCCCCCCGGCUGGUGGCGCCGCUGGAAGUGACCCGGCGGAGAGGGAUGGGCUCCGGCCCCGGAGCAGCCGCCAUCGCCUCCACUGCUGCCGGCGGCCGGGAAGCAAUGUAGUCCCGCCAGGCCGUCCCCCGAGCUGCACAGUCCGAGACCCGCGGGCCGCAGCUGGCGCGGCCGCCGUGAAGAGGCAGUUAAACCGCAGGAAACAGACCGUGGGCAGCAACUCCCAGAGGUGAUGUUAUGGAUUCCUGGUUUAAUGAUGAGGAAGCGAGGACUCAAAGAGGUCAUCGGGCUAGUUAACGAGAGCGCUGCCGUUCAUCAGAAACCAGGGUUCUGCCUCCAAAGCAGGGAGAAGUCCUCACUUCACCCAGGCAACUCUUUCUUUAAGAAACCCCGUGUUAGAAUUCUGUGUGACGACGCUUCCACAGAAUCCUGGAAGCUGAGAGUUGGAUGUUGCUCUAGUGCAGGGGCUUCCGCCAGGGAUGGCCCCCUGGGGGACAUUUGGCAAUGGACGGAGACGUUUUUGUUUUUGUCGUGACUUGGCUCGGGCGUGGGGUGCUCCUGGCAUCUGGCGACACAGGCCGGGGAUGCUGCUGACCAGCCUACACCGCCCAGGACAGCCUCGCCACACAGAAUCAUCUGGUCCCAAAUGUCAAGAGUGGUGAGGUUGGGAAAGCCUGGUCGAGUCCUUUGAGAUGCUGGAUAUGUGAAUCGUGAAAACCCAAGAUGGGUUAUGUUUGCCUGCAGGGUGAAGAUGUGUUCUGUUUGGUCUAUUUCUUACGUGUGGAAGUCUUGAUGACAAUCAUUGGGCCAUACUGAACACUUGGGAGUUUUCACGUGGAAACCUGGACUUCCAGCUUCUUCUCAAAUCUUGCAAGACCUAGCGAAGCCUGGCGUCGCGCCC
Prionailurus viverrinus (fishing cat) is the source of this 1933-nucleotide messenger RNA. RefSeq names its product arp2/3 complex-activating protein rickA-like. The transcript has 2 exons. The record is from RefSeq and is a predicted model, not a curated record. Lineage: Eukaryota; Metazoa; Chordata; Mammalia; Carnivora; Felidae. Bases 591 to 1265 code for a protein of 224 amino acids.